GACGAGUCCGGCCGAUCCCGGUGUGGAGAUGCAGAUUGACGACUACGAGUGCGGCAGCCAGGUUUCAAGCAACCGUGUGGGGCCCUUGAUCCCGGGAAAGGAAGGCAUGACGACUGAUGCGGAAAUCUCCGAGAUGGAAGAAGAAGCCCCCGAGACUUGCUUGCCACGUCCGCCUUGCAACGACCCCGCCGUUUGCGAGGAGAGCGACUCCGAGGACGACAGUGCGUCUAUGGCUACUACACUGAAGCUGGGCGAACACUUAGUGUCGGAGCAUGAGGUCGUGGAGUCGCCGUGCGACUGGUGCGACAUCAUGCCCGAGAAGGAAGGAUGCUGUGUGGGCUGUGGCUGCUCCUUGGUCCCGAUGGAUGAGGCAGCAGAGCCAAAGCAAUCCUUCAAGAAGAAGGCGGAGAGCGAGAGCGAUGAUGAUCUGCCUCCCUUUGUGGUCGAAGCGGCCAAAGCCAUGGACGAUUCCCAGGCGAGUGGUGCCACGGUUUCCACGGCCAAGCCGAAGCAGAGGAAGCUUGCUGGAGAGCAGGCGAAGCCGGAGAAGAAGAAGAAGAGUGAGCAGCAUGACAAUGGGGAGCCGAAGCCAAAGAAGAAGCGUGAGCAGCACGAGAAUGGGGAGACGAAGCCGAAGAAGAAGUGUGAGCAGCACGAGAAUGGGGCCCCGAAGCCGAAGAAGAAGUGUGAGCAGCUCGAGAAUGGGGAUUCCUUGCAUAAUGCAUUGGAGCAUGUCGAGCGGGACGAGAAGCCCAGUCACAAGCGUAAGGGCUUGGAUGAAGCUCCCAAGGCAAGCUUCAAGCGGCCCAAGACCAGGGGCAAGGGCCGGGAUUCGGAUGCUUCUACAGCUGCCCCUUCCAGUGCAGCAGGUGGUGUGUUAAGUGUCGAGAACAGCGAGGCCGAGCAGGAGGAGCGCCGGGCUAUUGUGCCAGCACCAGCAGUGCCGGCGGAGACCGGGGAUGAUAUGUGGCACUCGUAUGACUUGAAGGCCUUGAAUGUGCCAUCCGAGUGCAGGCCUCGGGGGCCGGGGCGUGGACUGCAUUCAUACACCGUCUCUUUCGACGGAGCAACCUUCGAUGUUCUCAUGAAGAAGAAAGGGUUUUUUGUGAAGAAACCCGUCGGGGAGGGCAAGAAGGGCACGAUCAGUUGGGCUUGCAACGGUGGGAUUGAGGCGGCCUGGCUCAAGGCGAAGAAGCAUGCAGGUUUGAAGUAG
This is a messenger RNA of Symbiodinium necroappetens, 1213 nucleotides long. The record is from the annotation of a GenBank genome assembly. NCBI's taxonomy places the organism in Eukaryota, Dinophyceae, Suessiales, Symbiodiniaceae.